CAAUAGGGCUUUUCAUCGAUUGUCAUUUGUUUCGAGCUUCUGUCAUAUGUUGUAUAGUCUGUGUAUAAUAUUAAUAUACACAGAUUAUACGACAUUUGACAGAAGGUCGAAACAAAUGACUGUGAAUGAAAAGCCCUAUCCAAAAUUUGUAUUUUGUACACGUCACACGUCACAUAUUUUGUAUUGUCCAUGUACAUUGUCCAUUGAUGUCCAUUUUUUGUUUGAGAAUUGGGAAUGGCCCUUUUGAUGUUUAAUAAACUAUUAAAAUAGAAAUAGAAACCAAUACAACUCCAAAGUUCCAUCAACAAUGGAAGUAAAACAAGAAGUUGGUGAGGAGACCUAUAAAAUAGAAAUAGAUAAUGACGUGAAUGAUGCUCCUCUGGAUCAUUUUAAAAUUGAAAUUAAGGAAGAACCAAAAAGUGAAAGUACAGAUGAUACCGAAACAUUUGAUUAUGUAAAUUUAAAUAAAGUUCCCAUAAAGAUUGAAAAAGGACAUGAUGAAAUACCUAUGUCAUCCAAACAAGGACAAACAAGUGAACAAAGCUUGCCCCAAGAGGAGAACGCAUUGGAAAGUACGAAAACAAUAUGUAAUAAAGGACAACAUUUGAGUCAGCCUGUUAAAGAAAAUACAUUAAAAUGUGAAAUUUGUGUUAGGCAGUUUGCUAGAAAAAAGAGUUUCAUUGCACAUUUGAAAAUUCACACUGGAGAAAAACAUAAGUGUGAGAUUUGUUUUAAGCAGUUUCGUGAAGCACGUAAUUUAAAAACACAUUUGAGAGUGCACACUGGAGAAACGCCUUAUAAGUGUGAAAUUUGUUUUAAGCGGUUCAUUCGUGCAAACGAUUUGAAAUAUCAUUUGAGAGCGCACACUGGAGAAAAACCAUACAAAUGUGAAAUUUGUUUUAAGCAGUUUACUCAAACAAGUCAUUUGAAAACACAUAUGAGAAUACACACCGGAGAAAAAACUUGCAGGUGUGAAAUUUGUUUUAAGCAAUUUAGUGAAGCAGGUUGUUUGAAAAAACACUUAAGAUUACACACUGGAGAAAAACCCUACAAGUGUGAAAUCUGUUUUAAGCAGUUUGCUCGAAAAGAUCGUUUGACUGAACACGUGAGAAUUCACACUGGACAAAAACCACACAAGUGUGAAAUUUGUUUUAAACAGUUUACUCAAACAACUCAUUUGAAAACACAUAUGAGAAUACACACCGGAGAAAAAACUUGCAGGUGUGAAAUUUGUUUUAAGCAUUUUAGUGAAGCAGGCAGUUUGAAAAAGCACUUAAGAUUACACACUGGAGAAAAACCGUACAAGUGUGAAAUCUGUUUUAAGCAGUUUGCUCGAAAAGAUCGUUUGACUGAACACGUGAGAAUUCACUCUGGAGAAAAACCAUACAAGUGCGAAAUUUGUUCGACGCAGUUUGCUCUUAAAUAUUUUUUAAAUUGUCACAUGAAAGUUCACACUGGAGCAAAAUCUUACAAGUGUGAAAUUUGUUCUAAGCAGUUUACUAGAGCAGAUAAUUUAAAAAGACAUAUGAGAAUGCACACCUGAGAAAAUCCUUUAUAAGUGUGAAAUUUGUUUUAAGCAAUUUAGUAAAGCAAGUCAUUUAAAUAAUAAUAAUAUCGUAUGUCAUUUUGCCGGGAGAUCCUUUCGGACAGGUUCCGGCGCCAUUUACAUCUUUAACCCUGUUUUAACUAGUGUCGAUGUUUUAGUGUCGCAAGUCAUUUGAAAAUACAUUUGAGAACCCACACUGGAGAAAAACCUCACAAGUAUGAAAUUUGUUUGAAGCAGUUUAUCCAUAACAAGUUGAAAAUGCGAGCAUUAUCAUAACAAAAACUUUGUUUUCGCUUAAAAAUAUUUACGUAUUUAAACGUUUUACUAUGUUUUAUUGUGCAAUUAUAUCCUUCUAAUAUAAAUAUUGGUUACUAUAAACGUACGUUACUCUUGAGAUUAAUUCAUUUUUUUAUAUUUAUACUUACAAUAAAAUUACCUACCUCAUAUAAUAUAGAUAACAUUUGAUAUCUCGUGGUUGAAUCUUAGGUUUUAAACCAUGCAGAACUUUUUAUCAAAAAUAACAUUUUUCUAUGGAUGCUAUACAAUGUGCAACUUCUCUCACUACUUACAAGCAUUUAAAGCGAACAAUUUCUCACGCAGUUAGAAAAGUCGGUCGUUGCAGUGAGAAAUAUUUUUUCUCACGGGUUCUCCGCCGGUUUUCGUACAUAAUAUAAUCGCCGUUUCCAUGGUAACAUGCAAAAUACAAACACAAUUAAUGUUGUCAAACAAAAUGCGUUGAAGCAAAACUUACCAGGAAUUACCUUUCAAAACUGUUCAAAAAUAACUGCUAAUUAGAAUUUUAAAUAAAUAAUGUAUAUAAAUUUUAAGACUACAUGUCCUUAUACCUACAUGUAUAUUUAUUUUAUUUCAAUAUAUGCAUAUAAUAUACCUACCUAAAAGCACGUAAAUUAUUUUAUCGCCAACCGUCACUAAAGUCAUUCAUUAUUGUACUCAUUUGACACCAUUUGCGGCAGUAAAGUAACACUUUAUUGUACUGAAAGAAGAAUUUUGCUUUACCUGCCGCGAUUAAUCAAAUUAACCGAGAUGGAAUGUAAGUGGUCAAUGGCAGUAAUCGAAUAACGAGUAUUUGAGUGAACUUAAAAUUUAUUUACUUCAAUUAUUAAAAAUAUUGUAAACAAUUGGUGAUAUUAUCAAUUAAAUUUAUGUCAAAAAGGAAAAUUCUGUAGUACCUAUUUUGUAACUAUAUUCAUAUAAAAUAAAUUAAAACUUUACCGAUUUAGAAAUUAUUCCAAUAUUGAUAACUAUCGAUUAAAAAUCGAAAGCGGCCAUCUUGCAAAAGUUAUCUGUCAUCACUGUCAUGCAAUUAAUAUAACGUCUAAAAUUUAAAAAGUUUUUAAAUUGUAAAUUGUAAGUAAGUGUUAAAACCAACAUCAAAUUGUUGACAAUAAAAUUGUGUAUGUACCACGUCAGUAAAGACUCUUUAUCGCAUCCAUAGAAUACAACACAUGAUAAAAUGACAUAUUUCUCCCUCGCUUGAUUUGCGGCACUCGACUUGUGCCUCGGCUCGUGUCAGCAAACUUCUGCAGAACAACAAAUUUCUGAGAAAUAUCUCUUUUUUUCUCAUUUGUUGUACAAUAUACUAUUUCUCGAAAAAUUAAAAAUAAAAGAUUCUCAUAAUAAUGAAUGUCCAACUUAAAUAGACACGCUGUUUAUAAUAUAUACAGUGAUGAGCUCGCUAAUAGCCGGUAAGAUAACGCAAAAUAUGGCAAACAUAAUAUAUUGUGAAGUAAAAAGAGGUGAAACUUAUAGAGGUGGAAAUUAUCGAUAUAAACGUAUAACUUAACAUUACGUUACAUAGUGUCCCACCUUUAUACGUGUAGGAGAAUGACAGGGGAAUUUUAUAAACUACUCCAGUCAGAGACCUCUAACGGUGGGAACUUUGUAAUGUAAUGUUCAUUUUUUUUACGUUUACAUAUAUUGAUAAUUUCCACCUCUACUAGUUUCAUUUCACAAUGAUGUUUUCCAUCUUUUGCGCUAUUUUACCGAUUAUUAGCGCGCUCAUCACUGGAUAUAAAUAUAAUAUACAUCAUACAUAUUAUUGGGUAGGCAGCUCAAAUAACAAAAAUAGUAAGCUGCCAUUUAACAUUACCUACCUUCGUUAACAUUAAAGCUCUUAUCUUACGAGAACGUGGACGCACGGCUGUCUUACGGGGAAACUGUUGAAGUAUCGUCUGAUAUGAAAAGCAUUGACUAGUUUAUCGUACAACGAAACGGGGCGACACCGUCGACGUGCGCCGUCUAUUGCUUCGGUUCGUGUCGUGCACGCCCCGUCCUAAAUAAAUCCGACUCUUUAGACUGCCAUUUUGUGAAUUAAAAUAUAAUUUGUGCUUUGUUUCUUUGUUUUAUUUCUAGUAUUCUUAAUUAAUUUAUUAUGCUUGCAAUCUUACUGUUAGUGGAGUCACUGAAGGUUUUCACCUCCGAUUUCGUUGAACCUCCAUCGAUUUUCAUGAAAAUUGGUGAGUAGUUAGAGGAUACCUCGAGCAACAAAGGUGAAAAUUAUUUUAUUAAAAAUAAUACCAUAAAUCGAUUUAAGGACAAAUUCGAAGCAAAAUUUGUUUAAAAAGUUAUUAAUAUAAAUCAAUGCUUUUUGAGUUAUUGAGGAUCAAAGAUUUUAUUUUUUCGUAAAAAAUGCUUGCUUUAAAGCUGUUUUUCACGUAUAACUAAAAAAUUAUAAGCUUUUACAAAAAAGUUAUUAUUACCAAAAUUGAAGAAAAUAAAAAAAAUGAUUACACUCCUCACUUAAAAAACUAAACUAAUGUUAAGUCAAAGCGAGUCAUGGGUAAUUGAAUGUAAAUUUUUUUCGACGAGUACUCAAGUCUAAGUAUUCAAGCUUAAAUAACGGGAAAACGAUUCAUUUUAUAAAAUUAACCUGUUAAACACUUCUCAAAGCACUUCGGAUUACUAUCAGUUGAGCUUCAGAAGAAGCUAAUAGCAUUAAAAUUAAGCAAGUUAUGAUGAAAAUAAGAGAACCCUUUCGAUUUUUUUGGGAAAGAGUGAAAAAUAAAACAAACGCCAUUUCCACAAAAAUUAAAAUUUGUAGUAAUCCUUACAACAAUUUCUUUAUAUUAGCAUAAGUAAUGAUUUCAUAUCCCGGUUUAUACCGGUUUAUAUAAAAAUUUGUUUUCAUAUACCGGUUUAUAUAAAAAAUUUUUUGAAAAAAAGGUAUAAUUUAAAAAUCUGAAUGUUUAAAAUGAUCGUAAUUUUCAUUUUCUUUUGAUAAUAACUCCAGAAAUACUCAAUAUACAUAAAAAAUGCUAUAUAACCAAAUUUUAGUUUUUUCUGUAUCAAAUAUUUUACGUUUUUUAUUAUUUCUGUAGGGUAAAAAAUAAUCGAGAAAGAAACGUUUAAAGCUUAAAUUUUGCUGCGAGAACCAUGUAACCGGGGCCAUUUAACCUCUUAUUUUAAAAAAAAAAGUAAGGGGUUUAAAAGAUUAAAUUCAACGCCGUUUAAUUUCCCUUGGAAUUAUGUUUCAAAUGGUUUUUAGUUGAACUCGAUAUCCUAAAAAGUAACGAAGUUAUUUAAAAAAAAAUAACAUUUUUUGGAAAAAAUUUUAAAAGAUAAAUUUUGAAAAAUUAUUGGAGGAUAAAUUUUAAUGGUAUCAACUUGUUCGAGGACUCAUUUGAUAGAUAUUUCUAAGUACUUUGACAAAUGUUUAAUAAGUUUAUGUCAUAAAAUACAUCAUUUUC
Molecule: messenger RNA, 5253 nt
Organism: Diabrotica virgifera virgifera (western corn rootworm)
Lineage: Eukaryota; Metazoa; Arthropoda; Insecta; Coleoptera; Chrysomelidae
Product: zinc finger protein OZF-like
Exons: 2
Coding region: 308-1543 (411 amino acids)
Biological process (GO): regulation of immune system process; regulation of cytokine production; negative regulation of transcription by RNA polymerase II
Cellular component (GO): nucleus
Molecular function (GO): RNA polymerase II cis-regulatory region sequence-specific DNA binding; DNA-binding transcription factor activity, RNA polymerase II-specific
Source: RefSeq, a predicted model, not a curated record